This is a messenger RNA of Striga asiatica, 1398 nucleotides long. The record is from the annotation of a GenBank genome assembly. Lineage: Eukaryota; Viridiplantae; Streptophyta; Magnoliopsida; Lamiales; Orobanchaceae.
AGAUAUAAUCCGUCCAUAUGCAUUUUUUACUAUAACAACCCAGAAAAAAUAUUAAAAUCACAAUUAAGUAUAAAUAUAUACUUUUUNAUAUAUACCUCGUUUCACUCUUGGCUAAAUGAGAGUGACAUAAAUAUGAUAAACGAUCCACAAAAUCAUUGCGGAACUCUCCUCUCAGAUUGCAUAAAAACCAAGAAUCUGAAGCUGGGAAGAGCUCUUCACGCCCACCUAAUAAAAACAGCUCAAAUUCUCGACACUUGCUUCACAAACCGUCUCAUACAGAUUUACUCAAGAUGCAGCUCAUUAGCUUUUGCCAGAAAAGCCUUUGAUGGUCUCUCUUUCAAGAACACACAUUCCUGGAACACCAUGAUCUCCGCCUACUCUGAAGCGGGCUGGUUCGAAACUGCCCGCCAGCUGCUCGACAAAAUGCCCGAACCAAAUCUUGUCACCUACAACUCCAUCAUCUCUAACUUGAGUGGCAAUGGGUUUAGCCGAGAAGCCGUAAACUUGUUCAGUGGAGUACAGAGAAAUAAUCGGAGUGUUGUUUUCAUGGAUGAGUUUACCGUGGUCGGCUUAGCCCACGCCAGUGCUAGCCUGGCUGCACUGGAGAUACUUCGCCAGGUGCAAGCUUUGGCUUUCGUGAUGGGUUUGGAUUUUAAUCGUGUGGUCUGUAAUGCUCUGAUCGACUCUUAUGGAAAAUGCGGUGUUCCGGAAAAUUCUCACUGGAUAUUUAGUAGAAUGGAAGAACGAGACGUGGUUUCGUGGACUUCCAUGGUAGUUGCUUACGCGAGGUCGUGCAGGCUUGAUGAUUCUUGCCGGAUUUUCGACCAAGAACUCUGUUUCUUGGACGGCUCUGUUAACGGGCCUGGCCCAAAAUGGGGAAGGAGAAAUGGCUCUGUCCUACUUUAGAAAAAUGAUGCACGAAAAAUCCGUGGCCGCUAAUGAUGUUACGUACGUUAGCGCUUUAAGUGCAACUAGGGGCUGUCAGAAAUUUGGGGGUUAUUCUUGUGGAUGGAUUGACCGUCGGCGACGCUGGGGAUGGAUUUUUCGAUUAUGCACGACACUGACAGAGGAAAGCAUCCCUGAGGAGCUGCAGUCAACACAUAUGGCUUCCAAACAGAUCACAGAAGAAGCUGUAUACUUGUGCACAGGAAAUCCUUUGCCUGAGCAGAUUUGCCGUUGGCUCUUAAACGAACAUUUUGGCCAUAGCUGCAAAAGAAUCUUCGAAAUCAAGACUAUCUUUAUAGAAUUCUUACAAGCUUGUUACUAGGUUCAAAAAUUUGCACAAGGUUGAAAUGGAUGCUUUUACAAAACAAGUGAUUGUCAUAAUUUGGUUUAUGCAUUCUCUAUUCAUUACUCAAAAUAUCAAUGUUCACUAAUAUAUUUGAUUAUUGCUCUUAC